Messenger RNA from Phyllopteryx taeniolatus (common seadragon), 1668 nucleotides. Its product is annotated as inosine-uridine preferring nucleoside hydrolase-like. Bases 165 to 1118 code for a protein of 317 amino acids. The transcript has 8 exons. NCBI's taxonomy places the organism in Eukaryota, Metazoa, Chordata, Actinopteri, Syngnathiformes, Syngnathidae. The record is from RefSeq and is a predicted model, not a curated record. Gene Ontology annotation, molecular function: hydrolase activity, hydrolyzing N-glycosyl compounds.
CCAGCAGACAUUGUUUAGUGGUGGCUGUUAUGUAAUUUUCCUACAUUUCCAUCCCCAACCCCCACCUCGUGUAUAAAAAGCAGCAUGUAGCAUGGAGAAGCGUUACUUCCUGACUGCGGAGGCUGCAAACUGUCAUACAUUUACAACCUUGCCCAGCAGAUAUAAUGAAGAAGCUGAUCCUCGAUGUGGACACAGGGGUGGAUGAUGCUCAGGCCAUCAUGAUGGCCCUGGCAGCCCCCAAUGUGGAGAUAUUGGGGAUCACCUGCACCCACGGCAACACUCCCCUACAGAACUCCCUGAAGAACACCCUCCGUGUCUUGAAAGUCUGCAACAGGCUGGAUAUAAAGGUCUACGCUGGCUUCGAGGAGCCUUUACUGGGCGUUAAAAUAAACGCGGGAGAAUUUCACGGGAAGGAUGGGCUGGGCGACGCCCCAGAUCCUGAGGCUCCAGGCCUGGAACUGGUGAAGAAGACAAAUGCAGUGGAGGCCAUCAUUUCUAUUACCAACCAAAAUCCUGGGCAGGUGAGCCUGGUCUCAACAGGGCCCCUCACCAACCUGGCCCUCGCUGUCAAAAUGGACCCUUCCUUGCCCGCCAGACUGAAAGACCUCUACAUCAUGGGAGGCAACAUAGAAUCAAGAGGGAACACGACCGUGUGCGGAGAAUUUAACUUUCUCGCUGAUCCUGAGGCUGCUUACAUUGUGCUGGAACGUUACACUUGUCCCACCACCAUCGCCUCCUGGGAGUUCAGCUGCAGGAACAGCCUGCCCUGGUCCUUUUGUGACACCUGGCUCGCCCAAAAUACACCAAAGGCUCGUUUUAUGGAGACUAUCUAUGCCCACACCCGUAAGAUGGUUCAGACAGACCGAUACCAAAAGGAGCUGGUGUCAGGAUCCGGGUUCAACACCUGCGACACUUACGCUGUGGCUGCAGCCAUCAAUGACGACGUGGUGACAGAAAGUGAGAAGGUGGCUGUGACAGUGGAGUUGGAGGGGAAAUACACCAGAGGCAUGAUGGUCCUGGACUACAUCGACGCGCUGCACAAGCAGCAUAAGGUCACCAUCUUGAAGAAAAUUGACCUCGAGGUGUUCAAGCAGUUGAUGAUGAAUGCAUUGAAGUAGCAGGGGCUUAGCCAUCAUUUAAGAAGUAGGAGCAGUAGUGGUUUCUGGCAUGUGUAGGGCGGCAUUUUUGCACCCCUCCACAAAAAUCAUAUAUGAAAUGGAUUUCCCUUGGCAUCAUGACAUGUAACUCAUUGGCCUUUGUAUAAGGACUUUGCACCCCCUUGUGGAGUCGCCCUCUGUAGAAGGGAUGCCUUUUCAAAGCUCAAGUUAAUUAAAAAACCCUCUUGAGGUCAACUAUAUCCCAGGAACUGACCUCAGCAUCAUAAGCAUCAACCACACAGUUGGGAAGCAGAUAUCAUACAGGGACGUAAUAGAUGAUUUUGCAUCAAGGAUGGCCAGAAGGCAACACUUGUAAAAUAAUGGAAAAUCAAAUCCUUAACAUAAAGUAAGCAUGCUGGGAAACAACACCAACAUUGUUGCCAUAAGGUUUGCUGAAGUUUUCUUUCCAUUUGUGUAAUGCAAUUGUUGUUUUGUAAUUGUAUAAGCAUAAGUAGCCAGAUAAUUACAUGUCCAGUUGCAACAUUGAAAAAUAAAAUUUUGUAAAACAUCA